AUGCAACAUAAUUCGAUAGAAUUAACGACAGGUAGAAGUGACUGAAUCCAACUUUCAUCUACAAAGUCCUAAAACCCUAGCCCCUCCCCUUAAGCACAUUUGCCUCGCAGGAGUCGCGCGCCGAGCAGCAAAAGGAGGAACGACAAUGGGUAUCGAUUUGAAGGCCGGAGGCAAGAGCAAGAAGACUAAGCGCACUGCGCCUAAGUCUGAUGAUAUCUACCUCAAGCUACUUGUCAAGUUGUAUCGAUUUCUGGUGAGGAGAACUGGUAGUAAAUUCAAUGCGGUGAUUCUUAAGAGGCUCUUCAUGAGCAAGAUUAACAAGCCACCUCUCUCCCUCUCUCGUUUGAUUAGUUUCACAAAGGGCAAGGAGGAUAAGAUUGCUGUGGUUGUUGGGACUGUAACUGAUGAUAUUCGUGUGUAUGAAGUCCCUGCUUUGAAGGUUACUGCACUGAGGUUCACUGAGACAGCAAGGGCAAGGAUUGAGAAGGCAGGUGGCGAGUGCUUGACCUUUGAUCAACUUGCUCUUAGAGCACCUCUUGGUCAGAAUACGGUUCUCCUAAGAGGUCCUAAGAAUGCUCGUGAGGCAGUUAAGCACUUUGGACCAGCUCCUGGUGUACCACACAGCCAUACCAAACCCUAUGUACGAUCAAAGGGAAGGAAAUUCGAGAGGGCUAGAGGAAGAAGGAACAGUAGGGGCUUUAGGGUUUGAGUGCUCCAAGCCAGUGCUAUCCAUAAACAAACAUCCAAUUUGCUUAUGUUUUACUUUCUUGUUCUCACCCUCCAGUUUGGAACAAUUACAUAAUCUUGCAUUUUAUAUUGUAUUUUAUUUUGAUUUAAACGAAAGAUUUUGCAAGUUGACUAAUGAUUGUUGGGUAAUUUUGAUAUUUUAGUGGUGCUAUGAUACAAUUAAGAAUUCUAUCUUAUUUAGAUUACUGUUGA
Messenger RNA from Jatropha curcas, 939 nucleotides. Its product is annotated as large ribosomal subunit protein eL18y. Lineage: Eukaryota; Viridiplantae; Streptophyta; Magnoliopsida; Malpighiales; Euphorbiaceae. Gene Ontology annotation, molecular function: RNA binding; structural constituent of ribosome. The record is from RefSeq and is a predicted model, not a curated record. Gene Ontology annotation, cellular component: cytosolic large ribosomal subunit; ribosome. Gene Ontology annotation, biological process: translation.